Molecule: messenger RNA, 3561 nt
Organism: Tachysurus fulvidraco (yellow catfish)
Lineage: Eukaryota; Metazoa; Chordata; Actinopteri; Siluriformes; Bagridae
Product: 4F2 cell-surface antigen heavy chain
Exons: 8
Coding region: 3-1466 (487 amino acids)
Biological process (GO): amino acid transport; carbohydrate metabolic process
Source: RefSeq, a predicted model, not a curated record
CAAUGCCAUUAAAAGUAGAGGCUGGUUCGGUCUAUGGACGCAUGAUUGGCCCCAGCCUGGCAGUCAGUCUGGGGGCUUCAGAGACACUUCCUCUUCUCAUCCCAGAAGAUGAGCCGGAGCAGAACUAUUUGAAGCCCCUGACCAGAGCAGAGCUGGAGGCAGCAGCUGGAGGACCAGGCUGGAAGAAGUUCCGCUCUCGCCUGAUUCUUCUCUUCUGGCUAAGUUGGCUGACCAUAUUGGGUAUUGCUAUCACCGUGAUUGUACAGAGCCCGCGGCCUGUAGCUCAUCGCCUGCCCUGGUGGCAGAAGGAGCUUUUCUACCGCUUACAGCCUGCCCUGUUCAUGGAUGCAGAGACAAGUGCUAUAAGCAGAGUGUCUGAGAGGCUGCCAUACCUGAAGUCUUUAGGAGUUGGAGUUAUUAUACUGGAGGGAUUAUUCAGGCCGGAUGUCUCUGUCUUAAACCUGACUCAGAUUGAACAGAGACUUGGAACAUUAUCUGAGUUCCACCAAUUCAUCACCAACAGUCACGCAGCAGGUAUGAGGGUCAUUCUAGACCUCUGCAACUACAAGGCAGAGAUCAUAUCAAAUGCUUCAGAUUAUGUCCAGGAUUCAUUAAGGUACUGGCUCGAGCAAGGUGUGUCAGGAUUUGAAAUCUGCAAUGUAGGCACUGCGUUUACUGAGAAGACACUGCAAAAGUGGAAAGAAGUGGUCAAGGAGUUUAACACGGAUGGCAAUGAAAGGAUAACGAUGGUGAGAGAAAUAAGUGAUUCUGUUCCAGGGCUCAAUAUUUCCGAGUCAGCAAUAAACAGCUCUACGUUUGAGUUAGUAUCAAAGUUUCUGAUUCCUCCAUCCUCACAUCCAUUAUCAGCUUCUGAGAUAGCUGAAGAAAUGGAGUCCAUGUUGAAGAACCUCCAUGGAGAAAGGCCAAGCUGGAGAGUAGAUGGGCCUGUAUCCUGGAAUCUGCAGAAAAUUGUCAUGGUUCUGAUGAUGACCCUGCCUGGAACUCCUGUUAUCAGACAUGGUGAUGAGAUCAGUCAAGCUCCAAACCCACAUCACCCAACGCAUUCCACAGCUCUGUUCCACUCUCUGAGCCGCAUACGUUUUCAUGAAGAAGCUCUCCUUUAUGGCACCUUCACCUUUCUCACUUUCAAUACCACUUCCCUCAGUUUUGGUUCCACAAACUCCACAAACUCCACAGCCACAUCACCUAUGGCAUACCUGCGCUCAUGGGGGUGUGUUCAUUUCCUGGUGCUGUUUAACUUGGGUUCAGAGUCUCAUGCUCUGAACUAUAACUGGACAUUGAGUGUUCCUGAAAGUGGAAUGUUUGUAACUAGCACAGGUCUGAAUCGCGUUGGUCCAGUGACUCUUCAGUCCAUAACACUCCAACCUUACGAAGCCAUUGUCAUUAAGCUGUUUGAGACAGACCCUGAUUUCCGAGAGGCAGGAAAUAAGUACUCUUAUGAGUAGCUUGAAAUACCAAUGGAGUUUAUUGGAGUAUGUUUAUAGUAUGUCUAUAGUUUCUUCUUUUAACCACAUGAGGUCACUCUAUUGUACCUGCUACAGUAUAUCUUAUGUUUCAAACAUUUGGGUGUGACAGAGUUUUAAACAAACAGGAUUUUGUGGUUUUUCACUUUGUGACUUCUCCAUUUCCCUCAGAUGUACCGAUUAUUAAUGACGAUGUGAAUUCACAUUAUUCAGAAUAUUGACCUCAGACAAACCACCAUGGCCAAUACACAUUCCCUCAUUUCCUGAAGAGCUCACUUUCAUUCCCUUAUUCAGAAAAGAUCUGUUUUAAAUUAUUCUGUUGUGCUCAUAUCCCCUGGGAGUUAAAAACCACAUAAAACAAAAAUUCAUUAGAAUACCACAAUUGCUGCAAAAACAGAUUUGCCUCUCUGUGGACCUGCAUGACCAUGGUAUUGAAGGCAGAUUAUAUUCAGACGUCAUUUAUACACUUGUAAAUAGACUUUUCUGUUCACAAUAGGAACUCAAACCCCCUUUUCUUUCAAUUAAUGUAAAAUAUUUCAAAACUAUUGGUUUGAUAUUGAUUUGAUUGUUUUUGAUUAUUAAUAUUCUACAGACUAGAAAAUUGUGUGAGGUUGUGAUGCUUGGUUGUGAGGUUGUUUCAACGAUGCACAGUUCUGCUUAUCCACAUCUUCAGGGUUUGCUAAUGAGAGUCCUCAGUACAUUGUCAAUAAGACUGUAUGAAAAGUUCAACACUAAUGAUACAGCAUCAGAUAAGUCAGUUCCUGUGUCAUUAAUGUCAGAAAAAUGUCUCAGACUUUCAUCUACUGUCUGCUGGUAUUUCUCAGAUUAUACACUGAAUAUUGCAUUAUGUAAAAGGCAGAUCUAUAAAGCAUGGUCAGCAAAGUAAAGGUAUCUGUUUCAAUAGGUUUGCAACAGUCAAUAUAUCAUUGCACAGACAGAGCUGUUCAUACCUGUGCUAAAGUUAGAAUUCACAGACAGUCUGCAGACUGACUAUGGCAUUACACCAUGGUGACCAAUUUAUCGAUUGAUUGGGUGAUACAGUAAUCAUUUUUGUCUUUUAAAUAAUUAGAAGAAUAAAGCCAGAGGGAACAAGAUGUGUAUUGUGACAGGAAUUGCUCAAACUAUUACUUUCCCAUGUGCAGAAAUUAUGAAAUUAUGACUACGCCUAAAGAAGAAGUGUGAAGUUUCCGUUCUCUUUAUCUCUUGUGACAUCUAUUGGCAGAGUAAGUGUUUAUAAUUAUUUUUUUUAUUUACUCUUUUUAUUUUCUUUGUGAGGAAUAAAUAUAUCUGUACAUGCUAUGUCUGCUAAUGAAAUGAAUGCUAUCUUCAUACUAAUGAAACAAAAAAGUCUGCAAAAAUGGAAAUUCUAAAGCAUGCUUUAUUCCAAACACAGAUUCUAUAUUAAGGUAAAUUCCAGACAGACUUAGCGGUAGUGAAACUCAGAUUUCAUCAAAGAUGACAAUAAUGGGUUGUUCACUUCUCUAGUAAUAAUCCUUUAUUUUGGCCAGAGACAGCAAAUUGUUUGGGUUUUUUAGUGUAUUAGUUUUUCCUUCUAUGUCUCCAGUCUGUUUUUAAGAUCUUCAUAUUUCAUCAUCUAUGUAAUCCUGUACCUCUGUCAAAUGUACCAAAUCUACCAGAAACCUAAUUAAAGAAUACACCAUAUCUUUUAAGAAAUCAUGCAGGUAAUUGUGUACCUGACCUAUCUGAUUACAAUCAUAGCAUACCAUUCUGAUUUUCUUUGUUGUUUUUUUUCUAAACAAAUAUUUCAGACCUACUAAUGGAAAGUGAAGGACAUACUUUACGUCUGAAAAACCUACCGUUAUUAUGCAGUGAAACUGCUGUUCUGAGCUCCUUUUUUUAAGGGUUAAGACCCUAGAUCAUUAAUCUUAGUAUAAGAAAUUUGAUAAAUAAGUGGGCUAGAAAUAGCACAAACAUUUUCUUUCAUGGACACUGCAGUUAGUCCAACUAUAUUCUGUUCACUGCCUGAAUAAACACACAAACAUGGGAAAAUGGAGCAAUUGUUGUUGUCAGGAAAUCGGGAAAUGAAGAAAAAUUAGAUCAGUUUAUGCAACUGAUG